This is a messenger RNA of Aspergillus tubingensis, 1494 nucleotides long. Its product is annotated as SNG1 family protein. NCBI's taxonomy places the organism in Eukaryota, Fungi, Ascomycota, Eurotiomycetes, Eurotiales, Aspergillaceae. Gene Ontology annotation, cellular component: membrane. The coding region runs from base 1 to 1494 and encodes 497 amino acids. The transcript has a single exon. The record is from RefSeq and is a predicted model, not a curated record.
AUGGCCCUGUAUGCUGCUGCCCGUCAACGCCCUCACCGCAGCAUCCACGACCCGGAGGUGCGCCCGCUGCGUCUAGCCGUCCUCAAGGCUGCCACCAUCAACCUGCUCAUCUUACAACUCCUCUUCCUUGGUCUGUUCUGCUAUCUGUUCGGGUCCAUCUGUCAACAGACCACUCAUAUUCAUAAUCUCAAUGUCCUCUUCGUUGACUACGAUGGUGGGGCCAUCGGUCAGGCCGUGCGCACUGCCUACCAACAGCUGCAAGGAUCCGGCUUCCCCACCCUCCGCGAACAGUCAGUCCAGGCUUAUCCCAAUCCUGCGUCGAUCGUCUCCACCGUCUGCAAUAUUCACUACUGGGGAGGUCUGUACAUCGUCGAGAAUGCUUCCUCGCGCCUAUCAGCUGCUCUCACCGGCAUCGGGACAGCAACCUACAAUAAAAGUGAUGUCAUGACCCUAGUCUGGAAUGAGGCGCGCUACUCCACCGUCGUAGAUUCUGCUAUCGAGUCCAACAUUCUGUCGUUAUCUGAAGCUGCUCGCAUCAUCUACACCACUACCAACGGUCCUGCCAUCCUUCAAACUAUGAACACCUCUGACCAGACAGCCAUCGCCACCCUCGCUGACCCCUGGACGCUCUCCACUAUUAACAUCCAACCCACCACCCAAGGCUCCCGCCUCAUCUACAACACUCUAGUCGUCAUCCUCAUCCUCAUCCAAGAGUUCUUCUACCUUGGCUACCUCAAUGGUCUCUAUCAGCAAUUCCACCUGUACACUUCAGUUGACGCGCACCGCAUCGCCAUCAUCCGUCAGCUCAUCUCGGCCACAUACACCUUCAUCGGCUCGCUCUGCACUACUGGCGCCAUCUGGGCCUUCCGAUAUGGCUGGCACGUCAACGGCGCCCAGUUCAUGAUAACCUGGAUGGCGCUGUGGUUAUUCGCGCAUCUGAACUUCCUCGUCUUGGAUGUAUUUACUAUUUGGCUAGCACCGCCAUUCGUUCCCAUGGCCCUUAUUUCAUGGGUUGUGUUGAAUGUUUCAUCAAUUCUGUUGCCGUUCGAGCUGUCUCCAGGGUUCUACAAAUGGGGAUAUGCGCUUCCCGCGCAUGCUAUCUUCCAGGUGAUGGUGGAUAUUUGGUCCGGUGGUUGCAAUCCCCAACUGGAUUAUGCGUUGCCGGUUCUAUUCGCGUAUGAUAUUGUCGGUAUGGUGCUCAGUAGCCUUGGGGUGUAUCGGCGGGCGCAUUAUGCGGUGUUGGCGGAGGAGGAGAAGAAGGAAUCGCAGGAGCGUUUGGCUGUUGAUGCGGAAGGAGAGGCAGAGAAGGUAACCCCCGGUACUAAUGGAGAGGAGGGACCUGCCGGGGUGGCAGAGGCAGAAGAAGGGGAACCAUCAGAGACGCAGCCAGAAGGAAUUGGAGAGCGCAUCAGGGAGGAAAUGUCGCGGCUUGAGAGAGUGCACACCACCCGGCAGAACACGGGGCCAUCGUUCGAUCUACCAUACACCGACUAG